AUGCUUUUCCUAUAUAUAUCAAGAUUUGAUAUCCAAGAAGAGGAUGAUGAGGAGGAGGGGCCUGAGGAGUUAGAAACAAUAUUCCUUGAGAAUAGUGAGAAUAGUGGUGAUGAUGAUGAUGAAAUUCUUCCAGUGAUAGAGGAAGAAAAUACCCUGAUACACACAUUAGUAAGGACGCGGAAACGUCCUAGGCAUUUUGAGGAUGACCAAUAUAUUUAUCCUAGACCUUAA
Penicillium longicatenatum is the source of this 231-nucleotide messenger RNA. RefSeq lists its product as uncharacterized. The transcript has 2 exons. Lineage: Eukaryota; Fungi; Ascomycota; Eurotiomycetes; Eurotiales; Aspergillaceae. The record is from RefSeq and is a predicted model, not a curated record. Bases 1 to 231 code for a protein of 76 amino acids.